This is a messenger RNA of Aphanomyces astaci, 7871 nucleotides long. RefSeq lists its product as hypothetical. The record is from RefSeq and is a predicted model, not a curated record. The transcript is spliced from 38 exons. Bases 30 to 7340 code for a protein of 2436 amino acids. Lineage: Eukaryota; Oomycota; Saprolegniomycetes; Saprolegniales; Verrucalvaceae.
AUCAUUUGAAGCCAGCAAUCCGUCGGCGUAUGACCACUGCCAGCCCUGUCGCGUUCGAUACCAUGGCAUGGGUGCUCACUGACGGUCAUCCAUGGUGGCCUGUCUAUGUGAUUAAUCCUGCCCACAUCCCGCCAGAGCUCAAAGCGUUUGGUCAGUUGGAGCGCGAGUCUGCCGAAACGGCCAACGCCGACGACACACGCGUGCAUCUCGUGUUCAACUUUGGUCGGCACACAUUGUCUGUGCACAACAUGGACGCGAUGAAGGCAUGGAAUUGCACUCAACAUCCUACACUGCUUCAAGGCUACCCGAUGUCGGCCUUUCGAAAGCGAGGAAACAUCGCCGAAUUUCGUGAUGCAAUGAAAGAAGCAAUGGUGUUCGAUGCGGAAGACAUCGCCACUCGUCGAUUGCCUCUGUCUGAACCACACAACAUGGACAAGGAAAACCAAGACCCGAGCACCCCCAACCGCGAACUCGUGAGUGCCAAGGCAGACGGCGACCUUCCUGGCCCCGUUUGUACCGUCGACAUUACUUCGCCAACUGGGCCAAGCCUUACCACUCCAAUCCAUGGGGACGACAAUGACGAGUGCCAUAUUUCUCCGCCGCCGCCCAGUCAGCCAAGCGACGGGGGCAUCGAACUACCUCCACAAGGAGUUGCUCUUGGGAGUAAGGCCAAUGCCAGUCCACCCCCCUUCCUGGCAGUGCCUGACGAACCAUGCACAACCAUUGGGGCUCCGCAAGUUGAGCCCAGUCCAGUCGAUGCGUCUGACCUCCCCCCACGCGAAGGACCGUUGGAGUGCCCCAACGUUGUUGACGAGCCCGUGGCGUCGAGUUCCGCGACCGACGGCACGGCGCACGCCGACGUUUCGGACACGGUGGCGACCCCACAGAAGUCCGAUUCCGCCGCCGACGAAGCCACCAUCACCCAGAACAACGAGGAGGAAGUAGAUGGAAUGUUACUAGCCGGGACGUCAGAGAACGAUGGAACUGUGAUUACCGAGAUCGUGUCCUCGUUGGUCGACCGCGUCAUCACCGCCGUCCUUCCCAUGUCCAGCAAAGAAGACGACGAAAAAGAUGCCAUCGCAGGCAAACAGGCCGAGCCAAGCGAUGAUGUAGCGCUCGACACCGCUCGAAUCUCUCUUCCAGACCAGGGAUAUAGCAGUAGCAGACGUGUGGCCCCUGCACCACCCAAGCGCGACGACGCCGCAGAAGAAGAAAGCGGUGAAAUUGCGCCGACUGGUCAUCUCGUGGAUGCACCGAUCAGCUCACCCACCACGGCGGACCAAACGAAGGCGUCAAUGGACUCGUCGUCACCCGUCGGCAAACCAGCUGCCCCCAUCGACCAGUUUGCCAACGCGCUAGCCGACCCAGAGCUCAUGGCCAUGGCGGAUAUCUUAGGCAUUUCUAUUGAACCCCACACUCCAACGCAACAGCCCAGUGUCACAGCAUCGUCAUCGUCAGUAGCGAUCGCGUCGACAAAAGCAGUGUCACAGGCCGUUUCAACUGGUGAAUCCACCGGCAGUCCUGUGGUCGACAGCAUGGGAGUGGACACGAUGGCGUGGGUGAAGCGGGGCGCGGGGCCGUGGUGGCCUGUGUAUGUAUGUGACCCCACGACCGUGCGACAGAAACUCAAGCUCUCAGGGCCAAACCACAACAUGAUGCUGUAUCGAGCGACGACCCACCCCGACAUUCGGCUCGUGUACUUUUUCGGCCUCAACAAACUCGGCAGUACCAAGCUCAGUGCUCGACGAAUCAAGGCGUGGAAUUGUGCCGAACAGAAUGCGUUGAUGUUUCCUCCCAUCUCGCACUUGGAGUCCAAGGCCACGUUGGAUGCCUUUCGCGCGGCCGUCACGGAAGCCCAGGCAUACGUGGACUCUUCCGACAAGGUCCUUCCUGCAUUAUCAACCGCCGCGCACGCAGCGGAAGCCACACCCACGAAACGGUCGCUAGACGUGGACGGCAGAACGGCUGACUACAGCUCUGACGACGAGGAUGCUGCAGUCGGCAUGUCAGUUGAGGCCGAUCAUCCGCCGCUGCCUGUUGGGGUGGUGGCGUGGGCCAGAGCGAACAACGGCCCGUAUUGGCCAGUGUAUCUCUGUGACCCGACGACGAUUCAGUCCAAAUUGCGUCACCUCGGCAACCGCCAUGCUGCGCUGUUGACUCGGGCGCGAAAGCAUCCGCACGAGUACCGAUUGGCCUACGUGUUUGGCAAACAUGAAUUUGCGUUGCACAAGGUGUCGGGUCGAAUGAAAGAGUGGAAUUGCCCCGACCAGCUCGAGUUGAUGCAAGGAGAGCACUCUGGGCUACGCCACGAAGAACUAUUUGAAGACUUUUCGUUGGCUGUGAUCGAAGCCGAGCAAUACCUGGCAGCGGACGACACCUCUCGAACGCUGCCGCAGUUGACCAAAGCGGAUAUGGGGAUGUCUGGCGACGACGAUGACACAAGUGCUGCUCUAUCAUGUCAAGGUUUGUUUAACGAACCGUCCAACCACCGACUAGAACUCGACCAAGGACACGCGGAUGAGGACGGUGGUGCGGUGGUGGAUGUGCCGUUUGACUGCCUGGCGUGGGGACGGUCCCGCGGGUAUCCGUGGUGGCCAGCUUACGUGUGCGACCCUCUCCACAUGCGUCCGGACUUGGUCGCAUUGGGAGGAUUGAGCAGCAGUAAUUACAGCACGGCCAAGCGCAACUUGACGGGGUGUCGCCUGGUGUACUACUUUGGCCGAAACGCAUUUGGCCUCUUGAAGGCACGCGUCAAGCCGUGGAUGUGUGGCGAACACGCAACGUACGCCCGAGGCCACCCAAUCGAACAACUGGCGGCGCCCAGCAUGGACGCUUUGUUUACGAAAGCGAAGGCCGAAGCAUUGGCCUUCCUGGACAACCCAGCCUCUGCGUUUUCAAUCAAGCCAAGCCCUUUACACGUUGCUAUACUGCCAAGUAUAACUGGGGACAGUCCUCACGUAGCGCAUCCAUAUCAAAGCAGCAGCAGCAGCGAUCAUUUGGUGCUGACAGAGCCAAAGAAACGAGGUCGUCCGCCGAAACCACGCGAUGGGUCCGCCGAUCCGCCGUCGAAACGAAGCCGUUGUGCUGUCACAACCGCCCCUUCUGCCUCCGACGGUGUCGACCCGCCACCCACAGACUCGACAAGCGGCGGUGGAGGCGGGGAAAGCCAACAUGGCAAUGCGGACGACAGGGCACCCAAUGACGGGUUGGAGCCGACUGACUCGACCGAAUGGUUUUCAAACGCUGGCGAGUCGUCCGAGCACGAGGACGGCGACGACGACGACGAUGUCGCAGAUGUAGCGAAUGGGUCGGUCGGCUGGACCAGACCCCCCGGGUCCCCGUGGUGGCCAGUAUUCGUGUGCGAUCCGAGUCUAGUGCGGGACCAUUUGCAUUUCUUGGGCGAUGCCCAUCAAGCAGUGUUGGACAAGGCGAAACACGAUCCAAACGUUCGCCUUGUGUUUUACUUUGGCAUGCAUAAAUUGGGCCUUGUGAAAGGAAAUAGCCGAAUUCGAAACUUGAAGCCGUGGAAGUGCCGCGACUUCCACCUGUUUGUCCAAGGAUACCCCGCCGGCACCGUCCAAGGCUCGGUGGUGGCCGCGAGCUUUUUUACUGCGGUGCAAGAAGCGCAUACGUUUGUAGCAUCCGAUGAAAACACUCGAGUGCUGCCGCGCAUGGUUCCGUCAGACAUGGACCCGCUCCUGGAACCUCCAGCUCCCGCGAGAACCACGCCCCAAGACAGCACGAGUGCCGGAGGCGACGUCGUACCCAUCAACCCUUCGAAGAAGCGACCCCAAAUCCUGGCUAACAUUCCCAUUGGCCAAGUAGCAUGGUGCAAGCCGUCCCGGAGUCCGUGGUGGCCAGUGUAUGUGUGCGAUCCUGCCAAUCUGCGACAGAGUUUGCACCACUUGGGAAAACAACAUCGCAGUUUGCUUGUCAAGGCCCAGCAAAACCCGACGGACACGCGCUUGGUGUACUACUUUGGCCGCUACAUUUUUGGCCUCGUCAAGCUCAACGGCAAGAUCAAGCCGUGGCGAUGUGUGGAGCACGGGGACUUCCUCCACGGGUUCCCCGAGGUCGCCAUGGAUACCCAGGAUGUUGUGGACGAGUUUUACAAUGCGUUGAAAGAAGCCGAGGACUACUUGGCGGCGGAUGAAGACACGCGGUUGCUGCCGUUCUUUGUCGAGUCGGACACGAAUCUGGACUUGGACCCGCCGCCCCCUUGUGCCGACAACCCCCACACAGAUGCUCGUGGUCAUAAUGCUGAUACGACAGUCGCCAACGAGCAAGCUGGGGACGACGAGGAAGUACCCCCUGGAAAUCACGAACGAUCAUCGAAUCAAGCAACCAGCAUCCCGCACGACGCUGUGAGUGACGUGGUGCCGACGACCGACGACCACGGGGAUGUGACUUCGUUGGAUUACUUUGGAUUGUACACGACACCGCCAAUGGAGCUUCCGGUGACGAGAAACAUUGCCAUCCAAGAAGGGCCGACGAAUCAAGUGGAAACAAAUCAUCACGAUGAGCCAGACUCUGUCCCGCAGAGCACGAAAGAGGUGGCAAGCGCCGCCUUGCCCCUGGAAAGCCUCGUGUGGGCUCGGUGGGCCGAUGGGUCGUGGUGGCCUGCGUACGUGUGCGACCCCCACAAGCUCAGGGACACGCUGCACAAUUUGGGCACGCGCCAUCACUACGACAAUAAGUGGACACUGGCCAAGAAAUCCGAGUCGGGGCAGCGGUUGGUCUACUAUUUUGGCCGCUACUGCUUUGGGCUGCAAAAGAAGACGCUGCAGCCGUGGAAGUGCGCUGACCACGCCACUUUUCUCCGUGGCCUUGGUCGCUUGGCUAUGCAAAACCGUGACACGUUCAUCAAAGCCCUCAUGGAAGCACAGGAUUUCGACGCUUGCGAUGCCACCGAGCGCCUGCCUCCGCACAUGGUGCCGUCCGACAUCAACCCACUGGUGGACCCGCCAUCGCCCGAAACAGCCUACUUCGUGCCGGACGAGCGAGCGGUUCGAAGUGAAAAAGCCAAAGUCCCCAGCGUCGUCUUGCAGGAAGCCGUGCCGGCAGCCGACGUGGACAUUGUAGCGUGGGCGAAGUCAGACGGGUAUCCGUGGUGGCCAGUGUAUAUUUGCGAUCCAGACAAAGUCAAGCACACGCUGUAUGCCCUCGGCAAUGGACACGAUUUCAUUUACAACGAGGCGGUUCGAAAACCAAAAAUCCUUCGGAUUGUAUACUUUUUUGGGUCCCAUCGAUUUGGCUUGUCGGAAGUCCAUCCCAAAGCGAUUCAAACUUGGCAAGCCGAUAACCACGCGGUGCUGCUCCAGGGAGUGCCGAAGAAGCUCAUGCAGCGAAAAGGGAUCGUUGACGUGUUUGCGACUGCGAUGGACGAAACAAAUAAAUUCAUUGCGUCCAACGAACCUGUGCUUGUCUUUCCCGAUGUUGUGGACGAAGAGCUCCAACAUGACACGCUGGACCAGGCUCAACGCACAUCAUCAUCUGUCCAUGAAUCAAAACCGGACAAAGCAGAGCCAGUUGACACGAUCGCGUUCGACACGGUCGCGUGGGCGUAUCUGAGUGGCUUUCCGUGGCUACCGGUGUAUGUGUUUGAUCCGUUUCGGCUCAAGCCAGAGCUCGAACACUUGGGAAGCCGCCAUGCGGAGGUCCUCAAAGAAGCCCAACAGCACGCCGACACGUAUCGCAUCGUGUACUAUUUUGGCUCGCACAACUUUGGACUGCACAAGACUCCGAAUGUGACCCUGCGACACUGGGGGUGUGCCGAGCACGACACCAUGUGCCUCCCCACGCCAAGCAAGGCCAAACGGUCGUCGUUUCGCAGCCAAGUAAAGAAGGCGCUGGCCGAGGCCGAUACGUAUCUGGCGUCCAGCGAACGUAUCCGGUUGCUGCCGAAGUUUACCGCGUCAGACAUGUAUUCGCUGGCGUCUGCCGACCGCUUGCGUGUGUCGGUUGCGAAAACGCAAGCGCAACGAGCCCAUCGCGAAGUACCACGCGGAAGUCGUCCGCCCCCUUCCUCCAAGGCGGCACGCCCGAAACCGCCAAGUCCGACGAAAGCACGUGCUAUAACGACCACCAAACCAUCCACUGCGACCAAAUCAACGGCAUCCCGAGGAGCCCCCCCCAUCAAGCACGACGUCGACUCGGAUGACUCUGAAACGUUUGAAAAGCUGCUGAUAAAGCACGACAAAGCACUGAAGUCCAAGGCCGCCAAGCCAAGUGUCGACCUGAUUCCGUACAACUGCCUCGCGUGGGCGCUGCUCGAGGGGUACCCGUGGCUUCCCGUGUUUGUAUUGGAUCCGUUCACGUUGCAAGCUGACCUCCACCUCUUGGGAAGUGGCCAUGGUGCGAGUUUGCGCAAAGCCAAAAAACACCCCGACCGCUACCGCAUCGUGUACUACUUUUGCUCGCACAACUUCGGACUGCACACGCAUCCUGCCACGACGCUUCGGCCGUGGAACUGCCAUGAGCAUGCUUCAUUUCUCACUGGCUUUCCAAAGAGAUCGUGCCGCGGCAAGAAGAUUCUAGAGGAUUUGGUGGAUGGCGUCCGAGAAGCCGAUUGCUUUGCAGCUGCGGCUCCGGACACUCGACUGCUGCCGUACAUGGUUCCGUCGGACACGAACCCGACGCUGGCGCCGCCCUCGCCGCAGUUUGUGCCGUACAAUUCACUAGCAUGGGCGAUUACAGAGGGAUUUCCAUGGAUGCCUGUCUAUGUCUUUGAUCCGUUUCAGUUGCGCUCCAAGUUGACGCAUUUGGGGAGUGGCCAUCGAGACCUUCUCCGACGGGCACGGGCCGCGCCCGAAACCACCCGCCUCGUGUUUUAUUUUGGCUCGCACAGUUUUGGGUUGCACAAAUUCGAUGGCACGUUGAAGCCAUGGAAUUGUUCGGAGCAUGGCCAAUACUUGGAAGCCAAGGCGGAUUCACUCUUGUACAUCAAGAAGAGCGUGAUUGAGCAAUUUGACAUUGCCAUGGACGAAGUCGAGGUGUUUUCUUCGAUGGACGAGGGCCACCGGUUGCUUCCGUACAUGGACCCGUCCGACUUCGACAACCCGCCGACGCUGUCCCAGCCCCCGAGUCGCCACGUCCGGACGGCCCCUCGCUCCCGAGAGGCGUCUCCGCCCCGCAAACGCGCCGCCAAGCGCCUCCGGUUGUCGAACGAGGACGUCCCAUCGAAGAGCCGGGCGCAAGUUGCCGCGGCGCAUGAGCGGGCGGUGGAAGUGAAGCGCGCGUUCGAGGCGAGGAUGGCAUGGGUGCAGUGGGACCGAGUCGUGUGGUGGCCAGUCUACAUUUGCGAGUCGAAACCAGUCCACCGAUAUGUUUGGGGUACAUGAGUGGACGCCUGAAAAAAAUGGAUAUAUAUAUAUAUAUACGAGGGGGAUCUAAUCGGUGCAUUAGACUCGGAACGGCAGCACAUGGAAUCGACAGACUAUUCCUCCACGUUGGUCCACGUGUAUCAUUUCGGCACCAAAGCCUUUGUUGAGCAUGCGUUGAGCUCCAUCAAGCCAUGGCGAUGUCCCGAGCACGAUGCGAUGAGUCAGGGUCCACUUGCAUCGACCGGCGGCGUUAAGGAUUUGUUCAAAGCUGCGAUGGCAGAAGCGGAGGAGUUUGCGGACUCCAUGCCCACGCAACCCACGGAGGACGACGCACCGGAUGAAAGCGACGAGGACCCAGGAGUGGAAGAAUUGGGCGAGCCGGAACCACUCAAGUCGCCUUUUGACGACGAAGACAGUGGCGAUGACAUCAUGAGCGACCAUGAUGACCACCACCACAGCUCGGAAGAAGAAGAGUCUGCCGACAGCGACGACAACGACGUGUAAAUGCACAUAUAUGAUUGUUAAUGAAUCUAGUACGUGUACCUACUA